Messenger RNA from Monopterus albus (swamp eel), 1806 nucleotides. RefSeq names its product ST13 Hsp70 interacting protein (gene st13). The coding region runs from base 207 to 1277 and encodes 356 amino acids. Lineage: Eukaryota; Metazoa; Chordata; Actinopteri; Synbranchiformes; Synbranchidae. The record is from RefSeq and is a predicted model, not a curated record. The transcript is spliced from 13 exons. Gene Ontology annotation, molecular function: Hsp70 protein binding; protein dimerization activity.
AGGUGUCAUGCGCCAAACAGUCCUCGCGUCACUGAUGGAUUUACAUUUCCAGAAACUUCUGGCUUGUGAUUACUGAAGUGGUCGUCAGUGUCAGUUUUACACGACUGCUUCAUUGUUAACACCUGAAUUGGUUUUAUGUGAAGCGUAGUGUGGUCAAAGUAAGGUUGUAUGUUAUACGUGCUGUGUGCUGGACGUGACAGAACAGCAUGGACCCACGGAAAGUGACAGAGUUGAAGGGCUUCGUGCAGCUGUGCGAGUCCAACCCUGAGAUCCUGCACCUGCCAGAAAUGAGCUUCUUCCGAACCUGGUUGCAGAGCAUGGGUGCCACACUCCCACCCAAGACAACUGGUUCAUGUCAGGGCGGCUGUCCCUGUGAUCCUCCCCCGACAUCAGCUUCAGCUUCACCUCCUGAGCCCGAGCCUCCUAAGCUGUCUGAGAGCGAUGAGAGUGAAAUAGAAAUUGACCGAGAGGGAGUGAUUGACCCAGACACGGUGGAGCCACAGGACAUGGGAGAGUUUGAAAAUGCCGAGGUCACAGAGGAGAUGAUGGAGAAGGCCAAUGAGAAGAAGAUGGAGGCUAUUGAUGCUCUAGGAGAGGGCGAUCUGCAGAAAGCUCUGGAUCUCUUCACUGAAGCCAUCAAGCUGAACCCCUGCAUUGCCAUCCUGUACGCCAAGAGGGCAAGUGUCUACAUCCAGAUGCAGAAACCCAACGCAGCCAUCAGAGACUGCGACAGAGCCAUCAGCAUCAACCCAGACUCUGCACAGCCUUACAAGUGGAGGGGCAAAGCUCACAGGCUUCUGGGUCACUGGGAGGAGGCAGCCAGGGACCUGGCCACAGCAUGUAAACUGGACUAUGAUGAGGGCACCAGUGCAAUGCUGAAGGAAGUCCAGCCAAAGGCUAAUAAAAUUAUGGAGCACAGACGCAAAUAUGAGCGCAAGAAGGAAGAGAAGGAGGUGAGGGAGAAACAAGAGCGGAUAAAGAAAGCCAGAGAGGAGCACGCUCGAGCUCAGAGGGAGGAGGAAGCACGGCAGUUUGGAGGAGGCGCCUUCCCAGGUCCUGCUGGAUUCCCAGGAGGAGGCCCCCCCGGCAUGCCUGGUCUCGGUGAACUCCUGAAGGAUCCUGAGCUGCUCAAUGCCAUGAAGGACCCCGAGGUGAUGGCUGCCUUCCAGGAUGUGGCGCAGAACCCAGCGAACAUCUCCAAGUACCAGAACAACCCCAAAAUCAUGGCCCUGGUCACCAAGCUGAGUUCCAAAUUUGGAGCUUCACCACAGCCGUAGACAGGAAGAGACCAAAUCAGAGGGGAGGGAAUAUCCAUGGUGACACAAUCUGGAGAGGCUCGACGCUUUUCAACAAUUAUUCCACUGUGUGCAGAUCAAACGGAGGCGAGGGUGACGGGUUAAUUAUGUGAUGCAGAGAAAGUGAGGCAACUUUUAAAUGUUCUUAAUCUGCCUGUUAGUACUUAGCAACGUCUCAACAAAGCAACCCCGAUGGUUAGGAGUCGGGCCUGAUACUUAGACAACCCCUCUGACUCGUCUCACCUGGGACUUAACGCGGCUCCACAUUUCUUCACCUAUAAAGUGGGAGCUCCUGCAUUGAGACCCUAGCUCAAAAACAGCUGUUUGAUAUGUGGUAAUGGGUUAGCUACUGUUUUUUUUUUUUUUUGCUUUCUGCAAACAGAGCUGAACUCUCACACAACUGUUAACACAUUUUAUUAACAGAUCAAUUAUGAAUGCAAAAAAACCUGAGCGUGAUGUCUGACCCCAUUGGAAAAAUGAUUCACUGUAAUAAAACCUUUGUUGGAAAACA